GAGUUGCGACCUGCUCGCAACACCCUCCCGUUCGUACCAUAUGAGGACUGGGUCCCAAGCCAGUUAUAUGCAGAAUACCCACCCACUUGCAUGCGCUACAUCAUGGAAUGGAAGUUGACACUGAAUAAGAGAGCAGCAGCCAAGCAGACCGAAGAAAACCUCGUGGUGGCUCCAAGCGACUUCUGGGAUGAGGAGCUGGCAUCCAAGAUCGCCGAUAUCGUGCAGUCGAAAGGCAAAACCUAUAGCGCCGACUCAAUGACGAUCUCCAUCGCCGAUUCUAAAAAGGCCCUUGAUAUCCUAAGAUGUGUGUUACCGCCUACCUUUUAA
This is a messenger RNA of Lasiosphaeria miniovina, 327 nucleotides long. RefSeq lists its product as uncharacterized. Lineage: Eukaryota; Fungi; Ascomycota; Sordariomycetes; Sordariales; Lasiosphaeriaceae. The record is from RefSeq and is a predicted model, not a curated record. The annotation marks the transcript as partial. The transcript has a single exon.